This is a messenger RNA of Trachymyrmex septentrionalis, 2088 nucleotides long. Its product is annotated as DNA ligase 1-like. The record is from RefSeq and is a predicted model, not a curated record. The coding region runs from base 101 to 1321 and encodes 406 amino acids. NCBI's taxonomy places the organism in Eukaryota, Metazoa, Arthropoda, Insecta, Hymenoptera, Formicidae. The transcript is spliced from 2 exons.
AGAUGUAAAUUGAGAGCAGUAAUUUAUAUACAGAAAAGCUACUUAUCUAUUAUUAAUCUUUUAAAUCCUUAACGAAUGGAACCCAAAAAAAUCCGUCUGGAUGAAAAUGAAUUCUACAGUGAAUUCGGGUGAAUCUGUAAAUACAGAUCGAUCUUCACACAUCACCUGGCACAACGAUCAUUCAUCACGACGUCCUAAGGAACAAAUAUCUGCUUCGAAAAAUGCAACAACGAAACGCAAAAUGCAUUUAUCGCAAAAUGCUGCGUAUUCCUCAACGUAUGGAUCUAAUACGAUGCCAUCAGAUCAGCCCAACGCUAAUCGUAAAUGGCAUGUCUACGAUAGAUCACAAAAGAAAGAUCACCACCACCAUAUAACGAGAAAUUCCGAGGAGCAAACACAUAAGAGCGUUGAUACGCGCGACAUCAAUUUGCCACGCAGACGCAAGUCGAAAUCCUGCGUUAAAUGGUGUCUGAACUUGUGCCGGGCGAAGAAAAGACACGUUUCCCAACACAUUUUGAGAAAGAGACACCUUGUCAAACAUAUAAAGAAACGAAGUAAGGAGAAGCCUAACGAUGUGGUGGCGGUCGCCGGUGUAUCAACUAUGCCGCAUCGAGAAUCGAUAAGACAUCGAGACGUCGCGAACAAGUCUAGGAGACCUCAUAAACAAGACGAGGCAGUGAAGGAGGACAUCGUCGAGAACGAAAGAAAGGAGAGAAGGGAGAGAAGGGAAGAGAAAGAAGAAAGGAGACGGAAAGAAGUGACAGACAAGGAGAGGAGAAAGAAAGUAAACCAUAAACUCAAUGAGCACGUCCCGCCGCCCGUGGAUACACGUCCGGUGACGCACGACGAUGACCUCGUCGUCAAGAAACAGGUUCCCAUGAAACCGCCAUCGAUCGUGAACGACUUCACGAAGAGCUGCUGCUACUUGUGCGCCCAAAACACGCUGGCGAUCGCGGCCGCCACGGCGAUCUCCAAGCCGGAGCAGUCUGACAAGGGCGUCCAAGUUUUGGCUCAUAAAUUUCCCGUAGAGACGUCCCCGGCGCUCGAUAAGAGCUCCAGCCCGUUGCUACUGGUGCACACCGUGCAGUCGUCCGUCAAAGUGAGGACACAAGAGACCGGCACACUCUGCCCCGGCACGAGCGCGGUGCCGCGUGCGAAAAAGCACAAGAAGUUUGCCAUGUUUCUGGGGUUGACGCGAACGAAGUGCCCGGCGGGACGACACGCCGCCUGCGAGACUGAUAAGUCGACCGCCAGGCGCGACGAUAAUACGGAAAAACGUCAGCCAACGAACGAGAGGUGCUGCGGGAAGAAGAACGCCUGACACGUCGCGAAUUUCCCCGAACUUACCCGGACUAAUUAACGUUUGAUUACUCGGCGGAAAGAAUAAUUAUAUGCAUCGUGAACUCAUUAACGCCAGAAGUACCAACGUUUCUUACUCGACGAGACUCGGUUUUUCAUUUUCUGAACAACUUGUGAUUAAGCUUAUGCCCAUUUUCACCAAUAUAGAUUAACUUUAAUCUUGAUUCAAGUUAAUCUUCAUCUUUUUCCAGUUCUGAAAAUUAGAAAAGGAUGAAGAAUAAGUUGAACCGAGAUCAAAGUUAAUCUAUAUUGAUGGAAACGAGCAAUUUUGUCGGAACAAGAGUGGAAAAGAAGAGUACACGUACUGUCUCCUUUUAUAGAUGCUAUCUUAUUCUAACUGAAGUUGACAAGAAUAAUGGGUUAAUUAAAAAUUUGUCAUCUUGUAGCCAGACUCUGUUAUAGACUCUUCAUAGUUUUCUAAUUCAUAAAAUUAGAAAAAUAUGAUUUAGUUGAAUUAUCAAAAUUAAAAUUAAAUUAUCUUGGUAGAAACGGGCACAAACAAAUUAAGUCACAUACACGAUUGAAAAGCAAUAUUUGGCAAUAUAGAAACAGGAAACAACAGAUUUCAAUCUGUCAGAAACUAUGUAUACGAGAAUACAUAGUUUCUAAUAAGUUGAAAAUUUGUUAUUCCCUGCUCCUAUCGCUUUUCAAUUGUAUCUUAGGCUCAAACCUCAAGUUAACUAGAAAAUGAAAAACCUAUAAAAAUCAUAAGUUACCAUAAAAAUGAUG